Molecule: messenger RNA, 3195 nt
Organism: Diachasma alloeum
Lineage: Eukaryota; Metazoa; Arthropoda; Insecta; Hymenoptera; Braconidae
Product: transformer-2 protein homolog alpha
Exons: 5
Coding region: 72-908 (278 amino acids)
Biological process (GO): positive regulation of mRNA splicing, via spliceosome
Cellular component (GO): spliceosomal complex
Molecular function (GO): RNA binding
Source: RefSeq, a predicted model, not a curated record
AGUCGAGCAAUUAGAGCUUCAACACCGGUCGUCCACAUUUUUUCGGAAAAAGUCAUUCGCUCCAGCACUCGAUGAUGAGUGAAAUCGAGCACAGUGGUAGUCGGAGCGCCAGCCCCCGAAGAUCCCGAGCAGUUGACGAUGGUAUUCGUGACUCUCGUUCACGUUCAAGGUCACGCGACCGCAAGGAUACCCACAGACCCGUAAAAGAGUACUCGAGGUCACGAAGUCGUUCAGUGUCACGUGGACGUAAAUCCUAUCGAAAUGCCAAAUACUCAGCUGGACGAAGUCGUAGUCGUGGUAGAUCACCCUAUCGUAGUGGCGGUGGACGUUACUCCAGGAGCAGAUCAAGGUCGUAUUCACGAUCGAGAUACUCGAGGGAGAGGGACAGAAAUAUCUAUCGCUCUCACUCGAGGAGUCCAAUGUCGUCGAGACGAAGACACGUGGGGAAUCGGGAUAAUCCGUGUCCCUCGAGGUGUCUCGGUGUCUUUGGACUCUCUAUUUACACGACUGAACUACAGAUUCAUCAUAUUUUCUCGAAGUAUGGACCUGUUGAACGUGUGCAAGUCGUUAAUGAUGCUAAGACUGGACGGUCUAGAGGCUUUUGCUUUGUAUAUUUUGAAUCGAGUGAGGAUGCCAAAGUUGCCAAGGAGCAAUGCUCGGGGAUGGAAAUGGAUGGAAGACGAAUCAGAGUUGAUUUUUCGAUAACUCAACGUGCCCACACACCCACCCCUGGUAUUUACAUGGGAAAACCCACUCAUUUGCAUGACAAGGGGUGGAGUGGACCCAGACGUAGAGAAAGCUCUAGCUACAGAGGAAGUUAUCGACGCUCCCCGAGUCCCCACUACAAUCGUCGCAGAACACGUUACGAUCGUACCAGAUCACGCUCUUACUCUCCACGUCGAUAUUAAACUGAGCGAUCGAGAAGGCCAGGUGUUUCGGGAGCCAUUUAUCUCUGAACUUUAAUCCCCCCCUGCCCCUAUUUUUUUUGAAUUUAUUGUCUUUUUCUUAAUUCGAAAAAGCAAAUGCGAGCGAUUUUAUGGCUUGAUUAGAUUUUUUUCUAUUGAGGGGUCGGAUUGACGUGCACGUGGGGCAUUCCUAGAGUCCAGUGGAUUCUCGUCUUACUUUGUCUUGGAGGUUUCGGGGAGGGAGGAGGCUAUGGUGAUGGUGUUGGAUUUAAUAGCACAGAAUGAGUCAAUUUUCAUUUUUUUUUCUUUAUUCAAUUUUCGAGUGGUUCUGGGUAAACAUAUUGGGACACUUUUUUUAUGUAGAAUUACUUGAAAUUUUGAGAUCAAUCUAUCUACUAGCUUCAGAAUAAUUCGCAAAAAUAUGGAAUUAUAAUUGAGGAGUUAUUUUUAUUUUUAUUUAGAACUGGGAGUAAUUGAAUUUAUCUUGACUACGAGUGGUUUUUGAAAAAAUAUCAGGAGAGAUUUCUUUACUGAGAAUUUCGUAAUUCACGAAGAAAAAUUUCUUGACAUUUUUUUCCAGAAUCAUUCGUUGUCGAGAUAAUUUCAUUCAUUAGAUCUUUUUUCUUCAAGAUUGAAACAAUAAUAGUCAAUUGAGAAAAAAAAGAGGUUUUUGUCUCUGAAAAAUAAAUUUGAAAAUCUGUUGUAGAGCAGAACGAGACCCAAAUGCUCAUCUGUUCUGAAAUUGUCCCAUUCUGUUCUUAAUUCAUCAUAUUUCGCCAUUGCAAUCUUUUUUUGAAAAAAAAUCCCCAAAAUAUGCACUUGAGGCACAGUAAGGUGGGAAUAGUGGGAGGCCUUAUUUUCGUGAAAAAAAUUAUUUUUUUCCCUUUUUUAUUAUGAGAAUAAGGUUGAGGGGGAUCUAUAUUCUUACGGCUAUAAUGUAAAGGUUGGAAUAUGAUGGAAAUAUCGAUUUUCAUACGAAAUUACUAGUUUUUUAAUUGAACUGAUCAAUAGUUCUCGAUUUAUUGAUUCUGUGGAGGGAUCAAACGGAUUAAUCUGGGGUCGACAGUCACCCCAGGUGGUGGCCCGGAAGAUAUUGUGUUGCAGGUUGAAAACACAAUAUUAGGAAAUCUUUAUCUCCAGUAGUCUCUCCAAACUUUGAAAAAAAAAAAAAAAUUGUGAUAAACUUCCUUUUGGAUUCAUGAAGAAACUGCUGGAGAUAAAGACCUCGUCAUAAUGUGUUUUCUACCUGGAAUUUCCUUAGCUAUCGACGUAGACGACUUCUAGAUUGUCCAAACAGUGUUUAAACAAUCCAACAGUAAAAUUUCAAAACGUAAAAACUCGAUUUUUACACGUGUUCAAUUUAAAAUGUGACUUUAUCUCGUUAAUGAGUGGCUCUGGUGGAAAACUUCACACGACAUUUUUUGUGGGAAAUUUCACGAUCUGCCAAAAGGGAUUUGUGACUUUUUCCCCUAGAUCUACUCGUUUCCCAGAUAAAUCCACAAUUACAAAUUAUGUUUUACGAUUGCACAAAAUUUAUGCCGUUUCAUCCUUCCACGAACGAAUGAUAGUAGAACGUUAAAGACAGUUAUAUUCCAACCGUAUUGAUAAGUAUCCUACCUUCCCCAUUCUCGAGGGUACGACACUACUAAUGUGGUAAUUUUCCUUUUGAAAAAUAAAAAAAAACAAUUACAAACCAUUUAUUAUAAUAACUAAUUACUAUAAAAAUAUAAUACAUAUGAAAAGCAACAUUGUAACUUCUCUAACAUAUUUGUUUGUUUAUAAGGUUUUGAAUCAAGAGGUAUUGGAUGAUAGAGGGAAGUUUGAAGUUUAAAAAACCUUGAAAAAUUGUAUGGGCAAGAAAUCAUGAAGAUUAUUAGCAGAUAACAAGACAAAAAAUUGAUAAAAUUCAAUGUUCAAGAAAUAUCAGAGUCGAGUUUUAAAUUAUCUCGUGACAAAGAAUAUGAUCUACAGUUUGACGUCAAGAGAAGUCUUGGAGACUUGAAGAAUGAAAAAUCUGUUCAACGUAUGAAGUUUUGAGGGAUAUAAACGUCAUCAAGAGACGGAAAAAUUGAAAAAAAAAGUACAUUUGAAAGAGAUUCGAGUCGUGGUCACCUGAAGUAUUCAAGAUGUUCGUCGAUUAUUCACUUUCAAGAGUACAUUAUUCUCCGCUGAUCAUAUUCUUUAUCAGUUUGAAACGAAUUCAACGACAGGAUUAUGAUGAAAAAGAAGGCACAUUGAAGAAAAUGAAGCUAUGAGAACUAUUCAAUAAAAGUGGAAAGUUAUAAAUUUA